Pseudovirgaria hyperparasitica is the source of this 153-nucleotide messenger RNA. RefSeq lists its product as uncharacterized. The transcript has a single exon. The annotation marks the transcript as partial. Lineage: Eukaryota; Fungi; Ascomycota; Dothideomycetes; Acrospermales; Acrospermaceae. The record is from RefSeq and is a predicted model, not a curated record.
AGAAUCCGUACUCUUACCCUUGAACUAGCUCUUCCAGAUACUGAGAUUAUUCGGAUCCUUCAAGAAGAAGGGUUUAAGAUCUCACGGAGUUCUCUAUAUCGCCGUCGUAUAGAUAUGGGUAUCGUACGAAAGGUACGAGGUAUUGAUGCAUAA